AUGUCAGCAUCGCGCCAUGCGCUGGGCGAGUACGUCGGCGGAGCGCGCGAGCUGCCGCUGCUCCUCUACUCCACCGCCUCCUCGUGGCCUCCCAAGCCGUCCAGCGCAGCACGCAGGACCGACACGACGCACAUCGCCGUGCUCGACUCGUCCUUCAACCCGCCCUCGCACGCGCACCUCGCACUCGCGCUCGCGGCGCCUCAGCCCACGGCGCACCUGCUGCUCUUCUCGGCCAAGAACGCCGACAAGGGGGCCGGGCGCGUGGGCGAUGUGCGCGUCGAGCGGCGCCUCGACCUGCUCGUGCUGCUGGCGCACGCACUUGAGGAGCGGCUGCGCGCACAGGGACACGAGCCUCACGUCGCCGUCGCACUCGUCAAGGAGCCGCUGAUGGCGAGCAAGUCUACAUUGCUGCACGACUACCUCUCUGAGCAUGGCUUCGCGCGCCCGAGCAGCACCGCCAGCACUUCUGCCGAGCCCUCUGCUCGUCUGCACUGGCUCGUAGGCACCGACACGCUCGUGCGCUUCUUCGAGCCGAAAUACUACGGCGGCGAGGCGGAGUUGCAGCGCGUGGCGCGCGGCUUCUUCGACGAGGAGCGCACAACGUUCAUCUGUGCGCGCCGGCCGCAGAGCGACUCGCAGGCCGAUCGCGACGAGGAGGAGCAAAUGCUGCGGCGGCCGCUCAUUGCGCCGCGUGUGGAGAGCGGCGACGUGAGCGUCGUGGAUGUCAAGGAGGCGCAGGGCAUCAGCAGCACGGCGGUGCGCGAUCUGCUCAAGGGCAAGGCAGAUGAGACGCGCGGGGAGGAGCUCCGCAAACUCGUCCCCGACAACAUCGCAGAGUAUCUCGAGCAGCACGCAGGCGACGAUCUGUGGAUCGCUGAGGGCGAGCAAUGAAUGUGGGGUAUCUCUUGAGGAAGAGCCAAUGAUACAUGGAGGCAGUGG
This is a messenger RNA of Tilletiopsis washingtonensis, 939 nucleotides long. RefSeq names its product Nucleotidylyl transferase. NCBI's taxonomy places the organism in Eukaryota, Fungi, Basidiomycota, Exobasidiomycetes, Entylomatales. Gene Ontology annotation, molecular function: nicotinamide-nucleotide adenylyltransferase activity; ATP hydrolysis activity. The transcript is spliced from 2 exons. The record is from RefSeq and is a predicted model, not a curated record. Bases 1 to 891 code for a protein of 296 amino acids. Gene Ontology annotation, cellular component: nucleus; cytoplasm.